CUGUAGAUGGCAAAAAACAACACAAACAACCUCGCCCUGCGUUCCAUUCUGGAUAAAGAUAAAUUGAACGGAACAAACUUUGUUGACUGGCAACGCAAUCUCUGCAUUGUUCUCCGCAUGGAUGAGAAAGAGUAUGUGCUCGAAAAGCCCAUUCCUCCUGCCCCUCCCGCUAACGCCCCGAAAGCAGUCAAAGAUGCCUACGAGAAACACGUUAAGGAUGACAACCAGGUUAGCUGUGUCAUGCUGGCUACCAUGAUACCCGAGCUGCAAAAACAGCACGAGGACAUGAAGGCCCACGAGAUGAUCGUGGCCUUGCGGCAGCUAUACCAGGGGCAAUCCAGGCAUGAACGUUUUCUCGUGA
Cuscuta campestris is the source of this 361-nucleotide messenger RNA. The record is from the annotation of a GenBank genome assembly. NCBI's taxonomy places the organism in Eukaryota, Viridiplantae, Streptophyta, Magnoliopsida, Solanales, Convolvulaceae.